CGAAGCGCAGCACGAGAUUUCCGAGGCGUCUAAGGAGAUUAAGGCGGCCCAGCAGCAACUGCGUGGGGCCUUCAAGAACAGCGCCUUCGAGGCGACCCUGAAGGCAAUGCUCAAGGCGGCGCGGAAGAAGCGCAGCAUCGCGAGGUGGAGCGCACUGGAAACGUUCUUCGAGGGCAAUGUACGGCAGCUCGAGAAGAAGAGCCGCGAGGGGGAUCAGGCGGGUUUCUACACUGAAGAUGAUCGACGUCGAAGGUAAGAAGUCGGUCACCUCUCAGAACAUCAAGGACGAGGACGGCAAGGUCCUUCGGGACCCCACGUUUAUUCGCCAACGGUGGGCACGGUGGUUCCACAAGCUUCUCAACACCAAGUCGCCGACCAUCGACCUGCAUGCGGCUGACAAGGUCAAGCGGUGGCCCACGUGCGUGCCACUCGACGACAUCCCAUCUCUACUUGAGGUUGAGGAAGCGGUACGGGAAAUGGCCAACAGAAAGGCCGUCGGGCCGGACGACCUACCGGCUGAGCUGAUCAAGCUUUUCCUGGACGGAGAUCAAGGUCUCCUCCGCGAAUUCCACGCCAUUGUCGUGGACGUGUGGCAGACUGGGGACGGGGACAUGCUGGAGUGCGGCAACUAUCGGGGCAUCUUUCUCGUCGCACACGCCGGCAAGGUGCUGCCUAAGGUCGUCGCUACACGACUGAGCCACUACUGCGAGCGAGAGGGCAUCCUCCCGGAGGAGCAGAGCGGUUUCCGCCCGCACCGGUCGACGCUCGACAUGCUGUUCGCCAUCCAGCGGCUCCAUGAGCUCGCGAGGAAGAAGAGUACUGCGGUGUUCGCGUGCUUCGUCGACCUCACCAAGGCAUACGAUUCGGUGGACCGAGACCUACUGUGGGACGUGCUCCGACGCUUCGGCGUGCCCCCGAAGAUGCUGGCGGUCAUUCGCCACUUCCACGAGGGCAUGAGGGCGCGCGUCCGAACGGACGACGGGCAGUACUCGGAAUGGUUCGACGUGAGCCAAGGCCUCCGACAGGGAUGCAACAAGGCCCCGCUGCUGUUCGACGUGUUCUUUGACGCGAUGCUCAUGGUCGCCGUGGCCGAGUUCGACAAGGACCCCAAGGUGACGGCGGACAUGGUCAAGAUCGGGACACAAGUGGAGUACACGGGCAAGAAGGGCAGGUCGGCGGGGAAGAAGACGACGGUGGUGACGGACGCGGAGGCCUUGUGGGCCAUGCUCUACGCUGACGACGCGGCCAUCGUCUCGCGGUCGCCGAAGAGUCUCGAGAAGAUGAUGUCGGUCAUCGUGCGCGCGGCCGGCCUGUUCGGAACCUCCCUGCCUACUCUGCUGUGUUGGGUACCUUGA
Ectocarpus sp. CCAP 1310/34 is the source of this 1355-nucleotide messenger RNA. The record is from the annotation of a GenBank genome assembly. Lineage: Eukaryota; Phaeophyceae; Ectocarpales; Ectocarpaceae.